AUUAAAGAAAAAAAUUGCAAGAACAUAGAAGCUGAAAGAUAAUACUCCAAUGAUUAUUAAUGGACAUUUACAACUCCAUAGUACGCUGCACUUUGGAAGUUGUACUUAGCUCUAUCUGUAGAUUCCCAGAGAAAGUCGCUAAGCUUCAUGAGUUUCCCGCUGUUAGCCAGCUCCACCACUCUACCACCACCACCGCUACCGGCGGCGAUUCCCGGCCAGCCGCCGUCUCUAGCUCAAAGGAUCCACAUCCCAUCACAUAUAUAUAAGCACCCAACAGCAAUCCUUCUUGAGCUCUGCACUUCCAUGAAAGAGCUUCACCAAAUUCUCCCUCACAUCAUUAAAAAUGGUCUUUAUAACGAACACCUUUUCGAAACCAAAUUAAUCAGCUUAUUUACCAAAUAUGGUAGCCUUAAUGAUGCUACCAAAGUCUUUGACUUUGCUAAACUCAAAGUUGACCCCAUGUAUCAUACCAUGCUUAAAGCUCAUACUCGUCAAUCUACUGUGGAUUCAUCUUUAUCUUUUUACUCUCGUUUGAGAUAUGAUAAUGUAACUCCGGUAAUUUACAAUUUUGGGUAUUUGUUAAAAGCUUGUGCAGAUACUUCUGAUGUUUUAAAGGGUAAACAGGUGCACGCACAGUUGAUUCUUCAUGGGUUUUCGGAUAAUUUGUUUGCAAUGACUAGUAUAGUGAACCUUUAUGCGAAAUGUGGGAUGGUUGGUGAUGCAUGUAAGAUGUUUGAUAGAAUGCCUGAUAGGGAUUUGGUUUGUUGGAAUACGGUUAUCGCUGGGUAUGCACAAAAUGGGAUGUCGAAGAGAGCGUUGGGGUUGGUUUUGAGGAUGCAUGAGGAAGGGUGUCAUAGGCCGGAUUCGGUUACGGUUGUGUCCAUUUUGCCUGCUUGUGCUGCUAUUGGGUCCUUGCGAAUGGGGAAGUCGAUCCAUGGAUAUGUUUAUAGAAACGGGUUUGAGUCGCUUGUGAAUGUCUUGACUGCUUUGGUUGAUAUGUAUGCUAAAUGUGGGUCGGUGGGCACUGCUAGGUUGGUUUUUGAUAAGAUUGAUUCUAAGACGGUUGUAUCGCUGAAUGCUAUGAUAGACGGAUAUGCACGGAAUGGAUAUUAUGAUGAAGCUCUUAUUAUCUUCCGGAGAAUGUUGGAUGAAGGAUUCAAACCGACGAAUGUGACUAUUAUGAGCACUUUACAUGCAUGUGCUGAAUCAAGGAAUCUCGAGCUUGGACAAUUUGUUCACAAAUUAGUCAACCAACUAGGUCUUGGUUCUAAUGUUGCAGUUGUUAACUCAUUGAUUUCAAUGUUCUGCAAGUGCCAAAGAGUGGAUAUUGCAGCUGGAUUGUUUAAAAACUUGACUGGAAAAACACUUGUCUCAUGGAAUGCUAUGAUAUUGGGCUAUGCACAAAACGGGUGUGUAAUGGAUGCAUUAACUCUUUUUUGUAAAAUGCAUCUGCUGAACAUCAAACCCGACUCAUUUACAAUGGUGAGUGUUGUUACAGCUCUUGCUGAAUUAUCCGUAUUGCGUCAAGCUAAGUGGAUCCAUGGAUUUGCUAUAAGGACUUGUUUAAACAGGAAUGUUUUUGCAGCCACUGCACUUGUUGACAUGUAUGCGAAAUGUGGAGCAGUUCACACAGCAAGAAAGCUAUUUGACAUAAUGGAUGAUAGGCAUGUUACAACAUGGAAUGCCAUGAUAGAUGGAUAUGGCACGCAUGGCUUUGGAAAGGAAGCUGUUGAAUUAUUUGACGAAAUGCGAAAGGGGCAUGUAAAGCCUAAUGACAUAACAUUUCUAUGUGUCAUCUCAGCUUGCAGCCACUCUGGCUUUGUAGAUAAGGGGCGCAAUUAUUUCAAGAUCAUGAGGGAAGAAUACAGCUUGGAGCCUUCAAUGGACCAUUAUGGGGCAAUGGUUGACCUACUUGGUCGAGCUGGUCAGCUCGGUGAAGCUUGGGACUUCAUCGAUAAUAUGCCUGUCAGACCAGGACUCAACGUCUAUGGUGCAAUGUUGGGAGCUUGCAAGAUUCACAGAAAUGUAGAGCUGGGGGAGAAGGCAGCAGACAAGCUAUUUGAGCUAGAUCCUGAUGAUGGUGGAUAUCAUGUGCUUCUUGCUAAUAUGUAUGCCACGGCUUCAAUGUGGCAUAAAGUUGCUAAAGUCAGAACUAUGAUGGAGAGAAAAGGUAUUCAAAAGACACCUGGAUGCAGUCUAGUUGAUUUAAGAAACGAGGUCCACACAUUCUACUCGGGAAGCACUAGCCAUCCUCAGUCUGAGAAGAUCUAUGCUUACCUUGAGAAAUUGCUUGAUAGGAUUAAAGCUGCUGGGUAUAUACCUGAUACCGAUUCAAUUCACGAUGUGGAAGAUGAUGUUCAGGAGCAAUUGUUAAAGAGCCACAGUGAGAAGCUUGCUAUUUCAUUUGGGCUUUUAAAUACAACUGCUGGUACAACUAUUCACAUCAGGAAAAAUCUUCGGGUUUGUGGGGACUGCCAUAGUGCAACAAAGUACAUCUCGCUUGUCAUGAAACGAGAAAUUAUUGUACGUGAUAUGCACCGCUUCCACCAUUUUAAGGAUGGAGCCUGUUCAUGUGGAGAUUAUUGGUGAUCUGAAUGAUUGAUAACUCUUCCAAGUUGUUACCUCAUGUUGAUUUUGUUAAAACAUUAUAUUAAUCUGAAACAAAGAUCUACACAAAUGCAACAGUUCAGCAGCAAAGAUCAGAAGUCACGACUGAAGUUGGAUUGUUGUCUUUAAUUUAUUCAACGUCACAUUGGCACCUUGAGAGGUAUUGAAUUGUGGAAUGAUCAUCAUAUUCAACAACAAAUUUUUCAGAUUGCCAACAGUUGCAGCCUACAUGGAAGAACUGACAACGAGAAGUCGCAUACUUGGUUCAAGAAAAAACCUGAUUAAUAGAGUGAAACUAUUGGCCAUUUAGCAACAAGUGGAAUAUCACUUUUGAGCACUAUUUUACUUCCUAAAAUUUGGAAGUUUAAACAGAAGAGUCCCGCAAACUUCAAGCAAAAUCUCUAGUGCUUGAUGAACUUCCCGGUAAAUUCUACUGGUACCUGGUUGUGGUACUGCUGCUUUCCGAUCUGGAAUUUCCCAAAUUUCUAUUACGAGUAAUAAAAGGCAACCCUUAUCACAAGAAAGGUUCAACGUGGAAGACUAGCAAAUACUCUUGAUAUUUAAUACUAAGAUUAUUACAACCCAUAUUCGCGUACGUUAGAUCACGCCGUA
Nicotiana tabacum (common tobacco) is the source of this 3219-nucleotide messenger RNA. RefSeq names its product pentatricopeptide repeat-containing protein At1g11290, chloroplastic-like. The record is from RefSeq and is a predicted model, not a curated record. Lineage: Eukaryota; Viridiplantae; Streptophyta; Magnoliopsida; Solanales; Solanaceae. Gene Ontology annotation, molecular function: zinc ion binding; protein binding; RNA binding. Gene Ontology annotation, biological process: RNA modification.